This is a messenger RNA of Danaus plexippus (monarch butterfly), 2126 nucleotides long. RefSeq names its product RNA-splicing ligase RtcB homolog. The record is from RefSeq and is a predicted model, not a curated record. Gene Ontology annotation, molecular function: RNA ligase (ATP) activity. The transcript has 5 exons. The coding region runs from base 176 to 1696 and encodes 506 amino acids. Gene Ontology annotation, cellular component: tRNA-splicing ligase complex; nucleus. Gene Ontology annotation, biological process: tRNA splicing, via endonucleolytic cleavage and ligation. Lineage: Eukaryota; Metazoa; Arthropoda; Insecta; Lepidoptera; Nymphalidae.
UUUCAACAUGCUUGUCAAGUCGCUUUCACAAUAAUUAGUAAUAAUUCUAGUAUUCAGCUUGUAGUAUAAAAUCGGUUUUUUUCUUAACGGUAAGAAUUGUUAGUUUUGUAUACAAAAACAAUUGACAGUUUACUUGCAUAGGUUGGGUGUUAAAGAAGAUAUAAAAAAAGGAAAUAUGGUCGUGCGGCAAUAUAACGAGGAGUUGAAAUAUUUAGAGAAGGUGAAUCCACACUGUUGGAAGAUUAAGAAAGGCUUCCAACCUAAUAUGAAUGUUGAAGGUGUAUUCUAUGUUAAUAAUACACUUGAAAGACUAAUGCUGGAAGAAUUGAAAAACUCCUGCCGGCCGGGUAUGACAGGUGGAUUUCUUCCUGGUGUAAAACAAAUUGCGAAUGUGGCAGCUCUUCCUGGGAUCGUUGGUCGAUCUGUCGGUCUUCCAGACAUUCACUCUGGUUAUGGAUUUGCUAUUGGUAAUAUGGCAGCAUUUGACAUGUCUAAUCCAAAGUCUAUUGUGUCUCCUGGUGGAGUGGGCUUUGACAUAAAUUGUGGUGUUAGACUUUUAAGAACUAACCUACAUGAGAAGGAUGUUCAACCCAUAAAGGAACAAUUGGCACAGAGUUUAUUUGAUCACAUACCUGUAGGAGUGGGGUCUAAAGGAAUAAUACCAAUGAAUGCAAGGGAUAUGGAAGAGGCCUUAGAAAUGGGAAUGGAUUGGUCAUUAAGAGAGGGCUAUGUUUGGGCUGAAGACAAAGAACAUUGUGAAGAGUAUGGAAGAAUGCUAAAUGCAGAUCCAUCUAAAGUAAGUCUAAGGGCAAAAAAGAGAGGUCUGCCACAACUAGGAACUCUAGGAGCUGGCAAUCAUUAUGCAGAAAUCCAAGUGGUUGAUGAAAUUUAUGAUAAAUUUGGUGCGGGAAAGAUGGGGCUAGAAAGAAUUGGUCAAGUUUGUGUUAUGAUCCAUUCAGGUAGUAGAGGCUUUGGACAUCAAGUUGCUACUGAUGCCUUAGUACAGAUGGAGAAAGCCAUGAAAAGAGAUCAAAUAGAAGUGAAUGACAGACAGUUAGCCUGUGCUAGGAUAAACUCAGUUGAAGGUCAGGACUACUUAAAAGCAAUGGCAGCUGCUGCUAAUUUUGCUUGGGUUAACAGAAGUUCAAUGACAUUCUUAACCAGACAGGCAUUUGCAAAACAGUUCAAAAUGUCUCCUGAUGACUUAGACAUGCAUGUUAUUUAUGAUGUUUCUCACAAUAUAGCUAAGAUGGAGGAGCAUAUUGUUGAUGGAAAAAUAAAAACUCUUCUUGUGCAUAGAAAGGGUUCCACCAGAGCUUUCCCUCCACAUCAUCCAUUAAUACCUGUAGACUACCAGUUGACCGGCCAGCCUGUUUUGAUCGGAGGAUCUAUGGGUACUUGCAGCUAUGUCCUCACUGGAACCCCACAAGGGAUGACUGAAACUUUUGGAUCCACUUGUCAUGGAGCAGGACGAGCACUGUCUCGAGCCAAAUCUCGGCGGAAUAUAGAUUAUAAGGAAGUUUUAGGAAAGUUAGAGAGUUUAGGAAUAUCUAUAAGAGUUGCAUCUCCAAAGCUUGUCAUGGAGGAGGCACCAGAAUCUUAUAAAAAUGUGACUGAUGUAGUCGACACCUGCCAUGCUGCUGGAAUCAGCAAAAAGACUGUCAAAUUACGACCCAUUGCUGUCAUAAAAGGAUAGAACCUCAUUAUCUGUAAAAUUUCACUAAUAUAAACAUAUAAAUUGUGCAUUUUAUAUUAUUGUUUAGUAUAAUUAUUGGGUGUCAUUAUAUAUCAAAGAAAGUACAAUGUGUAUAAUAUUUAAUUUUAUUUAUUUAUUUCAUUUAACAAUAUUUUAAUACUGUAUUUAAGCAGACUAACACUGGAGGUAUUUAACUACUAGUAACUACUGUUUUGACUGAUAAUUAUUCUACAUCUACAUAAUUCUCAAUUUAUCAGCUAUUAUUACUAGAAGUGCGGUUCCUAGGAAGAACAAACCAGAAGGUAACACAGCUGUAGUGUAAUCAACUUCAUCUGCAACAAAUACUUUGAUUGUAUAUUUGAUUAUCAAAUCGUGUUAUUUGAAAAUUUGUACUCUAAAAGCAUUAAUUAAAACUGCUUGAUGUAUCUAC